This is a messenger RNA of Symbiodinium pilosum, 759 nucleotides long. Lineage: Eukaryota; Dinophyceae; Suessiales; Symbiodiniaceae. The record is from the annotation of a GenBank genome assembly.
AUGGGCUUCAGGCACAUCAGCUUGGACAUCAACGGAGAAGACGGUGCGAUAUCGCUGGACUUGUCUCGGCCUUUGAAUGCCUCUUUACUUUACUUGCAAGGGAAGUGCGAUAUCGUCACAAAUUUCGGUACCACAGAACAUGUUGGAGAAAGUGAAUAUCUGGAGGAGCACGAGAGGCUUAACAGAAUGGACGUCUGGACUUCUCAGUACCACGCCUUCAGAAACAUUCAUAGUCUUGCACGCAAUGAUGGUGGUAUCAUCAUUAACAUGGUGCCGGCUGCUGGAUGCUGGCCACUGCAUGGUGCUGUAGAAUAUGAGCCACGAUUCUUUCAUGCUCUGGCGCAGAUGGCCCGAUAUGACGUGCGAAACCUCUCUCUGCACCGCCCAGAUCAUGAUUGGUCCGCGCAAGAGGAGCAAUUGUUUUGGAAGCUCCUGAGAGAGGCUCUUGCGAAACAUUCUCUGCAGCUCCCUGACUACGUCAAUCCGGAUGAACUUCCAGCACGGCGACAUCAGGAUAAGGAAGAGCAGGCCAAUGUCUUGUCCAUUUUCGUACGAAGGGGACCUCAUCUUUUCCCAGAUGUCGGCAAGUUCCUGCAAUCCCCGGGCCUCCACAUCAAACGGAGAGCCGAUGACGAGCUGGAAGAUUUCGAGAGCUGCUUGAAUUCUCCCAGAAUGAAGGUGCCUGACUGCUAUGCAGAGAUGGCAGAGACUGGCAAGUGCGACAUCUUGCGCCGGAGAAGAGACUUGAAAAAGGAUUAG